AUGUUCGCUCCUCAGAAUGGGGCUGGCUCUUUCGGAUGUCGAAGAACUGGGGCCCCAACUCCAACACCUCCUCUGCAUCACCAUUCGCUCUCGCUUCGCAAACAAAUCAAACGAGUCUUCACUAGCUUUCGUUGCUUUCAUCGCCUCUGUCGCCUCCUUAUCAUAACAAUGAAGUUUAUCACUGCCUUCGUCGCUCUCGCCACGGUCGUCGCCGCCAUGCCCUCUUGCGGCGGUUAUUACCAGAACCAGAACACUCGCGUGUCCCAGUCGCUUCUCAAGGGGAUCGAUGACCCGAAACACCCUUCCCUUUGCUGGCUGGUCUGCUGGGAAACAGAGCCUGCCUGCCCCGAGGGUUGGCACUCUGAGAGUAUGGAUACAGAGGAUCACUGCUGGACCUGCUGCUUGAACAACAGCGAGAACCACUAA
Molecule: messenger RNA, 426 nt
Organism: Pleurotus ostreatus (oyster mushroom)
Lineage: Eukaryota; Fungi; Basidiomycota; Agaricomycetes; Agaricales; Pleurotaceae
Exons: 4
Coding region: 1-426 (141 amino acids)
Source: RefSeq, a predicted model, not a curated record